AUGACCCCACAACGGCGACAACCACCAAGCGACAAAUGGCGACAACCACCGCCAGUGACGUGGCAACCAAACGGACAACAACAACAACACCACUGCUAUGCACGAGCACCCACCACCAUCCACGAGUGCCCACCACGACGACCACGUGAACGCCGCAACGCCACGUCACAAAUCAAACAAGCCCCCCAUGGCACGAUGGCAACGACGCCCACGACAACAACGACGUCCACGGCUACGACAACGACCACGCGACAACGACCACGCGACAACGACAACGUGACAACGACCACGCCACGACGACAAUGCGACGACGUCCAUGCAACGACGUCCAUGACUACGACGACGGCACGCGACAACGUCCACGCAACGACGACAACGCGACAACAACCACACGACAACGACAACGCAACAACGACCAUGCGACGACACAGGAUGACAACGUCGAUGGACGACGAGGCCCAGCACUACCCCCUUCCCCUUUAUUAUCACACCCCCACACCACUCCCUGUCCCUUCCCUUCCUUCCUUCCUUCCUCCCUCCCUCCCUCCCUCCCUCCCUUCCUUCCUUCCUUCCUCCCUCCCUCCCUCCCUCCCUUCCUUCCUUCCUCCCUUCCUCCCUCCUUCCCUUUCUUCCUCCCUCCCUUCCUUCCCUCCUCCCUCCCUUCCUUCCUUCCUCUCCCCCUCCCCCCUUCUCUUCCUGCCACUUCAUUUAACUUAG
Molecule: messenger RNA, 717 nt
Organism: Laccaria bicolor S238N-H82
Lineage: Eukaryota; Fungi; Basidiomycota; Agaricomycetes; Agaricales; Hydnangiaceae
Exons: 1
Coding region: 1-717 (238 amino acids)
Source: RefSeq, a predicted model, not a curated record